UAAGUGAACAUGGAUGGAAACAUGUUCCUACUGUUCUUGAUUUUAGAUGAGAAAUGUUACGUUAUACAUCAUCCGUUUAUUACUGUAAGUUAAUUUUUCAGAUGUAUGUUAUUUCAGAAGAAAGUUUAUUUGGAGAUAUAUGAUAAGAUUUUUAAAACAAAGUCAUGGAAACUGUAGGAGAUUACGAGUAUAAUACCAAGGAUCUCAUCGGACAUGGAGCUUUCGCUGUUGUAUUUAAGGGAAAACAUAAAAUGAAACAUGAUUUUACAGUGGCCGUAAAGAGUAUAACGAAGAAGAAUCUGGCAAAAUCACAAAACCUUCUGGCAAAAGAAAUAAAAAUAUUGAAGGAGUUGACCGAGUUGCAUCAUGAAAACGUUGUUUCUCUUUUGGAGUGUAAGGAAACUUCUCAUCACGUGUACUUAGUCAUGGAGUACUGCAAUGGAGGUGAUUUGGCAGACUAUUUAACUGUAAAAGGCACGUUGAGUGAAGACACAAUUUGCUUGUUCUUGCGUCAAAUUGCUGCUGCCAUGAGAGCCUUAAAAACUAAAGGGAUUGUACAUAGAGAUUUAAAACCUCAGAACAUUCUUCUGUGCCACCAUGGUAGGCCUAACCCGCCACCCAGUAAGAUACGUCUGAAAAUAGCUGAUUUUGGUUUUGCACGUUUUUUACAUGAUGGAAUAAUGGCUAUGACGCUAUGUGGAUCUCCCAUGUACAUGGUAAGGUACUCUAGUCUGGCCCAGACACCUCAAGCUUUAAAACAGUUGUAUGAGAAAAAUGCCAGUCUGUUUCCAAAAAUUCCAUCUUGGACUUCUUCAAAUCUGACAGAUUUACUUCUGAGACUUUUAAAGCGGAAUGCCAAAGACAGAAUGGAGUUUGAUGAAUUUUUUAGUCAUCCGUUUCUCCAACCAGUCACCAAGCCAAGCUCGCCCGUGCCCAUUCCCAGUCGAAGCUCUUUGUCUCCAGAUGUUCCUUCUCCUAUCAGUUCUCCAUUUGAUUCUCCUAUUUCUGGAAACCUACCACCUUCACCUCAGGGAUGGUGUGGAGUUGGUAGCAGAAAUGAACACAUGGUUGAUGCAGGAAUUCCAAUGGCUACUUCACCAGUAUUGGAUAAGCAGUCUCCAGAUGGCAGAGUAAGAACUUCGUCUUCCUCUGCUGAGGAUCAGGAUUUUGUGAUAGUUCCAGCUGAACUGGUGCGACAAUCAGAAGAAAAUUUCAAUUGUAGUGGUUCAACAAAGAUUCAACAUGGCAGUAGUCCUGACAGUUCACCUUCUAGACCUAAAAUUUCUUCCAACACAUCUCCAAAGAUGUCCAGCCAUGUAGAAGUUAAGCCUCAUUCAGGUAAUGCAACAUUUCAUGCACCGAAGGCAUCAGCAAUAAGUUCACCUCGACCCUCCUAUCUUCCAGUGAGUGGUACUUCUGCAUCACCUCUUCCAUCUCCUGAAGUGGGUACCUAUCAGCAGUCGGAGCCAAUUCCUGUCCCCUCGCAGAAGAAAGCCUAUGAACAAAUACAAAGAAGCCUUGAAGAUGAGCCAUCUAAUUCAUCUGGUUCAGUAGAAGAGAAAGCUUUGUCAUCCCCUUCAUCCACUCACAUGUCUUCUAACCAGUCUUCACCAAAUCUCCCUAAGCACUCUGUACGUAACUCAGUAUCUAAAAGGAAAGAUUCAUCAAGUUCUCAGUCUAGUGAACGUAGCCGAACCGUCACUGACAUCUGCUCUCUCUCCCCUCCUACAGUUCAGUUCACUAUUGGCACACCACCAGGAAGCGGAAGAAGACGUAACUACAGUAGCAGCACACCCCCAUCUAUAUCUGCGAGGCCAACUUCAUGUCAGUGUUUCUCUCCACCACCUCCGACACUAUCUACUUCGCCCUUACAAAGAUCAAAUGUUAUCGUGCCCAUUAACCUCCCCACUCUUGCUACAGGGAAUCCACUGUCACCAAUUCUUGGGUCUCCUAUUAAAGAACUCUCCAAGGCAAAACAGUCGCUGAGAUUUCAGAAAGAACUCUCUAGUACAGCAUCAAAAGGGUUAGAUGUGUACAAGAACAAUAGUUAUUCAAGUCAACGGGUGACUUUUAGCACAAGAGCCAUAACUCUUCCUGAAAUUUGCUCUCAACACUUCUGGCCUGGGAAUGGAUAUGGAUCUUCAGAGCCAAUGGACCAACAGGAAUAUAGUUUACAUAGGUCAAGAAGCUCCAACAAAUUUGGAGAGAGGGGCUUCCAUAGAACUAUCUCUCUAUCUGGAGCACAGUUUAUGUCAUAUAGCCCACCACGAACCAUGAUAAUGCCUUAUCACCACUGCUGUUUAAAUGAAAGGACAACCCCUCUUGGGUCACCCGUACAGUUGCGUCGGAAUUCAACUGGUUGUUGUAUGUUUUUUGAUUCUUCACCUAGUAGCCAAGUUUGUUUCUCCUACGAAAGUUCACCACCAAAUACUGAAGAACCCAUUGUGUUUAUGGCCCCAGACCUGCCAGAGGAGACUAUAUUAGAGAAGGAACAUAAUGAGACGCUGGCGAAGUUAAACUUUGUUCUGGCACUUGUAGAAUGUGUUCUAGAUCUAGCCAAGUCUAAGGGAAACCCUUUGACACUUCUCACAGAUUCCCUAAUGAAGAGAGAGGGUCAGAUGUCAGUUUUCACUGAGGGUUAUAGACGAGCCGAACAACUGGUACUUUUCAUGAGAGCCCUGCAGCUUUUAUCAUCAUCUCUACAGCUUUCUCGUCAAGAGGUCCAGGCAGGUCGCCUGUCUCCUUCUACCUCUGUGAGAAGUGUCCUUCAUACCAUGAAAGAGCGAUUUCACUAUUGUCUGAACAUGUGCAAGACCCUCAACAGUCCAGGGACACUGCAAGCAGCAGGAGUGGACCCCACAACAUAUACUAUUACAGCUGAUCAACUUAUCUAUCACUAUGCCAUUGAAAUGUGUCAGUCAGCUGCCUUAGAAGAAUUGUUUGGAAAUCCAGAAGAGUGUUUCUGCCGUUACCAAAAAGCACGGGUACUCCUACACAGCUUAGCACAACAAAUUCCCAAUGACGAAGACAAGAAACUCUUGAAUAGCUAUAAGGGUGCUGUGGAACGACGACUUUUUGUAUUACAGAGUCAAGGUUACAUUCAGGCCUACAAUACGAUGUGAUAUUAGGAGAACGUACUAAAGAAGUGAUCAGUAAAUAGCGUUCUAUUCAGUUCAGUUUCUGUAGAAUUGCUAACAUCUGUGGAUUAUUUUCUUCUGUGUAUGUAUACAAGUGACCUGGUUCUUUGAAAACUGAUCUAUUACAAUAAGUGCCAUUCAUUUAGCUUCUUUUGUUUUCGCUUGUAUACUUAAACAAUGGCUGUUAAUACAGUUCAGUAUUUAUUCCAGUCAAAUACCACUUUUAUCUUUGCUUUAGAUUUUAGAAAAUUGAUGGCACUGAGUGUAAUAGACCAAGAAGGAAAGCAACAAUUAUAACAAGAGGAUAAUUAAUUAAAAAAUACAGCAGACCAGUUCUUAUUUUAAUGAUUACGGUGUUGAAUUUCAAUUUGAAUGUAACUCUUACAUGGUGAUGACCCGAUACUUUGGAUCACAAUAUUGUAAUAAUUAAAAUCAGAACUUGUCUACUAUAAAAGUUGUUGUAAUUUUGAAUUAGUUAUUCAGCUCAAUACUAACAAGAGAAUGUAAAACAGAAAAGCAGUGGUUAAUACUUCCUGAAUCAAAUUUCUACAAUGUGAUAAAGACACCAUUCCUCAACUCCUGUGAACAAUACCGACUUCCCAAGUGAAUUUUUUGCAUGUUAUUACAAAACAUAAAUAUAUCUUUUUUUCUUUUUUUUGGUUAUUGUGUAAGUAUUAUAUCAUAAUCUAUUAUGUUAAAGUAUCUACGUUUUUAUUGUAUGUAGUGAAUAUUGCAAUAGCAUAAAAUAGUGUCUGUAGCAGGGGGAAGAAUACAUGUUGGAUGCAAGACAUAUGAAUAUCCCCUUACUCGAUGAUAUACAAAGUAUAUCUUGUUCCUUGGUGUUUCAGUGCACAAGUUCAAGUUACUUGUAACUUUCCUGACAUUUUUUUUUCAUUAAAUAACAUUGUUUGUAUGUUAAUUAAGUUGGUAAACAUGUACUUUUAUGAAUAGAAGUAAUAGAAUGUAUGACAUAGCCAUUAAUAAUGGAAUGAUGAGGACAUUAACGUAGGAACAUUUUGUUUUUCUCCGAGGUCGAGUGUAUUGUUGAACGGCUUGCAAUAAGUGCCGAAGUUGAUAGGUUGCAUGCAGUUUUGUGUAUUUAUUUUAGUUUGUGAUGGUUGUGACUUACAUUGAUGCCUUCAUAGAAAAACAAGUUAUAUAUUAUCUUUAAACUGUUGCGUAUCGAAUAGCUUGUUGGGUAAUGCCUAGAUCUCACUAAUAGUAAGUUGUGCAUCUAAAAAAAUGUUCAAUGUCUAACUAUUUGAAAGUAAACAUUUAUAUAUAUAUAUAUAUAUCUAUUGAUAUUUGAGUUUGAAAAAUGUGAUUUUUUUUCUUAAUGUGUACUCUUUUUUUUAUCAGGUUUAGAUUCAGUUGUAUGAGAUAUAUUAGACUUGUGUUGCGAAAGUUAAAUUGUUUGUAUCAAGAUUGUUACUUAGCAACAGGAUUUUAGAUGGUGAUUGUUACUUGGUAGAGUCAAGUAAAGUUCGAGUCAGUGAUGAUAUUGUAACUAUUACUUAGUAAUGUUUGAGUCAGUGAUGAUAAAUGUGGCUCAUUAAUGUUUGUGUCAGGGAUGAUUUUGUGACUGUUACUUGGUAAUAUUUGAGUUAGUGAUGAUAUUGAUGAUUGUUGCCUGGUUACAGGAUGUAAUGUAAUGUUUGAGCAAGCAAUGAAAGUGUGACUGUCACACAAUGAGUAAAUGAUGAUAAUACUAUUUAGUAAAUUGAUCUUUUUAGUCAAUGAAGACAUUGUGAGUGUUACUUAGCAACUGAAUCUUUGGAUUACUGAUAACAUAGAUGACUGUUGCCUAGUAACAGGAUGAAUUAAUAAGGAUAUUGUUAGUACUACUAUAUAACAUAUAUAAGUGUAUGUGUGGUAUAUUACUUCUUAUUUAUCUUGAGUUUCUAGUAUGUUUGAAAGAAGGUCAUAAGUUUUAUGUCGUUAGGAACAGUUACUAUAUUUGAAAUCUUGCUUAACAAUAUGGUUGAAUUUCAUACCAGGAUUAUUGAUAUUAACAUUUUCCUUGUGUUGAGAGGACACUGUCAGAUCUGGGUUGAUGGUGUUUCACCUUUAUAAAGACAUGUUUAUUAAAAUUCAGUGGCAUGGUGGCAACUUUUUCACCAGAGGGGGUAAGAAAAUUUUAACAGCCUUUCCCAAAGAAAAAUGCUAUAUUUUAAAGAAGAAAAAUAAUAUCUUUUUAAUUUGACAACUCAUAUUUCACUCUGAAGAAACCUAAAACAACAUGCAUUAUGUAUGUAUAUACGCAUGUGUUUGUUAAAAGUAGAUUAAUUAUUGUUUAAUUACCAGAAUAUAGUUAACUCGAGGCAUGGGACAAUUCAACGAAAAUGAAAAUAAUUUUGUCACUGUCGAGAUCAGGGCUUAUAUUGUACUCAACAGCAAUCUGAAGAAGGCCUUUGAAGAUCUGAAGUGAUUCUUCAUUCUCUUCAAUGCUAAAAACCUUUGCACAGCUACAAAAGAGCUUACUGGCACUGCAACAAUACUUACAUAGAACUAUGCCAUUUUAGGGUAAAUGUCAGCACUGUGUGUGUGUCUCAAUAGAAGGUUUAGGCUGUAUAUCUGUGAUGUAUGUAUGUAUGUAUGUGUGACAACAGCCUGUACUAGUAACAGUUGAUUUAUCUCAAUUUUGUGGGUAACUUUUGUUUCCCUGAGAGUGGGAAAUGAAAGUUACCUGAAAUUUCAAGAUGAACCUACUAUCACAAACACAGACUCUUGUUAUACACAAAGAAACUUCACGAGACGUCAAAAGUGUAAAUCUGGCUUGUUCUAGAGCAGCAACAGCUGACAGCCGAGGAAUCUGAGAAUAGUUCACAGUAAAUAUUCCAUACUCUUCUUCUCCAGUACUGCAUUCAGGUUUGUCACUAUCAUUAUUGUUCAUUUCAUCAGCACAACAAGUUGAAUUGAAGCUGUCAAAAGGCUUAAAUAUGAGGUUUUGAACUUGGAUCUUAGUUAUUCAAAUCAGGAAGGAAAGAAAAAGUAUAUGGUUUGUUAAUACUGAAGCAAUCCUUUGUCAAGUAACAGUAUAAAAUGUCUGGUAUUUCUAGUUCUCCUUUUCAUUGUCUGGUGGCUCAUCGACAGCCUUCUCACCUUAUGUGUACUUUUGUCUGUGCUAUAGGUAGUCCAACUGUUUGUUAUCCAUAAGCCUAAUUAUAGUUUGGCUCAAAUCUUGUAUCUGCAAUCAUUUGAGGGUACUUAACCAUCUCUAUGUGACGUUCCUAUAAGUAACGGUUUAGGUGGGCAGUCAAAACAAACAAUUCAUUAAAUAAAACUGCUGUUGCCAAGAGCUCUUUUGAUUGGAUUGCAAUUAGAAGACCAGUAGCCUCUGAAUAAUGAUUAACGUCAAAGAAUAAUUUUUUCACUGUUCCUAUCACAUCAGUGAUGCUAUCAAAAUGAAUUAAAAACAACUCGACGUGUUUCCCUCUUUAACUCCAUCGUGCUGUGUCUGUGUGUUACCGUGGUUUUAUUUUUUUAGCAUUCUCAAAAGUGCAAUGAUAUAUUGACUGUGACCAAACAAUACAUAAAGACUUUUAGGAUUCUCAAAUGGUGUGACGGAUACACUGGAUGGCUCUAGCGAAACUAAACGUACUAAACUAAACAUACUGGCCACCUUUUUCCUUUAUCAGUACUUGAAGUCCUGCCACACUUGAAGCUUCAUCAAAGUUUGAGUAAGUAACCGAUGAAAAGUAACAGUUCCAAUUUUUAAGGACUCUUCUAUUAAAUCAAAUAACUUUGCUUCCAAGAUAAACAAAAUAUAUGUUUAAAUUGUAAUGACAAGUUUAUAAGACUUAUCUAAAGCACUGACAGUUUACAUCAUUUUUUGCUAUAUCUACAGGUCUCAAAUUAACUUGAUUAAACAUCAAAUGUUACUUAUUUCACAAAGUUCAUUGAAAAAUUAAAAAAUUUUCUUAGUUUAAUAAAUAUAUAACCAAUGUCACAUUGUGGGUGUCAGGUGAUAUAACAAAUAUAUGCCAUCUACUAUUAAUUUAAUUUAAAAAAAGCAAUAAAUCCUAGAAAUAACAGGGGAGGAGGGCAAAGUAUCCAUUUUUAUGUUAAAACUAGGUGGACUAUUUAACUUUCUGCACUUAAAACAAUAAAACGUGCUGUGCAUAAUCUGUGAUAAGGCCUAGCAACGUGGGCUAAUGUCGACCUAGAUUUUACAGUGUGUGCAUAUAAAUAUCUUAUCUUUGAGAAUGUGAUAAAAGUCCUUCAGAGUUGAUUGUUUUGGCAGAAGUAUGGGUGUGGCUAUGUAGAAGUUUAUUUUACUGUAUAAAGUCAAUUUUCUAAUUCUGUUUUGCCCUAUCUAUUAUCUUUGUAUUGAUUAGAACAUCAGAGCGACAGUUGGCUUGAUUUCAAUAUGUACUGUUUUUAAUUACUCUUUACCAAAAUGCAAAAAAAAAAAUUAAUGAUAAAAUAUUAAAAUAAUAACAAUAAAUGAAAUAGUAAAAUAAAGCCAACUGACAUCUGUUAAGAAAAUUUAUAAACGUCCAUUGAUUUUUUUUGCUCCCUUAUUUACCAGUGCAGGGAGAGGGGGACAACUACCCCCACCACCUUUCUGGCCACCAUGCCUUAUUGAGUGAUAGUAUAAUGUUGCCUAACAAGUCCUAUGCAUUUCUGUGGCAGUCUUUUAGGCAUUUAAUAAACUUAAUUCAUCAUUACCUAUAAACGAGAGCCUUGACUGACCCCUAAAAAUAUGAAGGUUUUUUUUUUGUUUCUUUUAAUGUCACUGAAGCUUGUACAGUGUGUCUGUUACUUGUGACAAAGUGCAUCAGUGAAGUGACUGUGGGUGUAUGAUUGUUUGAAUGUGGUAUAUCUGAAGCUGUGGCGUAAGUAUGUCCUUGCAACCACAGGGGGGGGGGGGCGAAGCCAAAAGGAAGGGCCUGACAAACUUAAGAAUAGCCAACAAGGGGAGAGACACACAAUUAUAGGGGCCCACUUACUUUCAUGUGGGGCAUCUUUUGGAGUGCAAGUGAAGAGCUGAAAACGUGAUCCAAGUUUUCUGUGUACAUAUAGUAUGUGUCGUGAGUAAAGGUCAGUUUUCUUAAUGGAUCGUAUUUUUCAAACAUACUGAAUGUUGUACCUCUACAUACAACCAUAUUGUUUAGUGGUAGUGUAAGUCUACCAUGUGAUUUUGCUGUAGCUAAAAUUGACUUUAUAUCCUCUAAUAAUCUGGGGGAUAUUUUGCUUUAUGAUAUAUGUAGUGUUUAGUGAUAGUUUUAACUAAAUAUUAGUAUCUUUGAAUUAUUUGUGAUAUAUUGAAAUACCCUCCAAUAUCUAUCGUCAUUCAAGUAAGUGAUAUAUAUAUGUCAAGGAUAGAGGUCUAAAUUGGCUGACCUAUCCCAGCACUUAUAUUACUGAUGUGUUUUGUAUGUGUAAAUGUGUUUCGAAUUCAGGGUAUACCUUGUAUAUACAAUUAUAGUGUUUGUUGAAGAUGUUAGUGGAAUUGUUAAAGAGUGGAUGAUUAGGGAUACCCAUUGAACAUCCAUUGCAGUAUAAAUUUUUAUACUUGUACUUAAAGGUAAACUGAUUUAAAAAGUGUUUUGAUAUGUGCUUCUAAAUAUAAUUUUUUAAAAUAAACUGUGUGAGAAUGUUUGGUGCAGAAGUUGACAACAGUGUAUUUGGUGGGUGAGGUGAAAUGAUCCUAUUGUAAAUAUUGUAUAUAGCUGUGGGAUCGGCGUUUCUACGUCUGCAGGGUUGCAGCUUUAACAUGUGAAAUCUUCAGCAUUUAAGAAAGUUCAAGAAAACACAAAUAAUUCCUGUAACCUCAGAACUGUACAAUAAAAUAUGUAAAUAAUUAAGAAACUGUAAUUUUUGUGUACAUGCAUUACGAAAUGUUAGACAAUAUAGGUUCUUCUGAUGUACAAUAUUUGGUUUUUUAAUAAAGAAUUGUUAACAAGUGA
Messenger RNA from Limulus polyphemus (Atlantic horseshoe crab), 9049 nucleotides. Its product is annotated as serine/threonine-protein kinase unc-51-like. The coding region runs from base 165 to 3122 and encodes 985 amino acids. Lineage: Eukaryota; Metazoa; Arthropoda; Merostomata; Xiphosura; Limulidae. Gene Ontology annotation, cellular component: cytoplasm; autophagosome. Gene Ontology annotation, molecular function: ATP binding; protein serine/threonine kinase activity. The record is from RefSeq and is a predicted model, not a curated record. The transcript is spliced from 25 exons. Gene Ontology annotation, biological process: positive regulation of autophagy; autophagy; peptidyl-serine phosphorylation.